GCGAACCUGAGCGAACGAAAGACUUCUGGUUAUCCUUGGGCCGUAUGGAUAGCUAAAGUGUAAAAGCGAAGUUUUUACUGAUAGUUACCAAUUACCAACAGGGAACCCCCUGACCUGCUGAUUGUUACGACACGGUCCGAGGAAUGUCUGCAAAGACCGAGCCUUGCCGCUAUUUAGAAUCGGUCGAGCGCUCGUGCUGCAAGAUGAAAGUAUGGUUCUAAUCGCCCUUCGGUUCCUAGUCGUACUAUUUCAAAACCCUAGGCCUGGAAGCGGGACCGAUUACAACUCAACGACAAUGAUGAAGGCCCGUCUGUUAUGUUGUGGUACAAUGAACAAUGCGCAUGUCAAGCCGCAUCUUUUUUUUUUCAUACUCCGGUAUGUCCAUGUGUUUUCUGCGUGUUGGUGUGCUUCGUGCGAGGGUCAGACUGAUCCGUGUUGGCCAAUGCGAGUGGGAAAUCAUGUGGAGAAUUUGCCCAUGACGUUUUCGAUGCCCUCUAGCUACGUAACCCAAACCGUAUCUCGACUGUAUCUUGUAUUUCUACAUUAAGUACAUCAAAGUUGCUGCGGUCGUCGCCGCCAUCAACGAUCACUACAUUGUCUUCGCCGCCGUUGACGCUGAGGAAGAACGUGUGAGCGAAUCAGCGGGUG
Molecule: messenger RNA, 648 nt
Organism: Suillus subaureus
Lineage: Eukaryota; Fungi; Basidiomycota; Agaricomycetes; Boletales; Suillaceae
Exons: 3
Coding region: 212-547 (111 amino acids)
Source: RefSeq, a predicted model, not a curated record